AAGUAAGCUAUUUUGUUGUUUCGUCUGCGUGUUAUCGCGCGAAUGCUGUAGUGCAAUGCUGACGCAAAUGUGUACCAGCUUCGGAGGCGCGCUGAAAUAACGAGAUCAAUAAGCACCGAAUUUAAAGAAUGGAAAGAAAAUCUGAAAUAUUUCGAAACAACCAACACCUUAUUGAACAUAAGAAGGAUAUGUUCGAUAAUUCUGUUCCAAAAUUUUCAAAGAAAAGCAACCAGGGUAUGGAAAUGAGACUACGUUCCAAGAAAAACAGCACUCCCAGUAGUGCACCAAAAAAGAGAAAAGCUGAAAACUUUCAUCUUAGUUUACGAAGUAAAUCAGAACCGGAAAAUACUACUAGUUCGAAGAUACCACCAGUAAAGCGUCGCAAAAAAGUGACUUCGGUUAAAAAGAAAACCCCCAUAAAGCAAAUUGAGAAUAAUGAAAAGCAUCAUUCUGCUCAACCCUUGAACAUUACGCUGUGCAAAGUUUCCAAUACCAAUGACUGCUACACUGUGAAAAGGCAAGAUAAAAGCUACGCUUCUGCCCCUGAAAAUACUUCAGAACCAACAGAUUUCAACUCAGCUGUUCUUUUUACAAAAACUGAAUCGGAAUCAGAUUCCCUUCAUAUUACUGCUGGACCUUCUUUAAACAUUUCAAGCCCACAGAAUAAAAACACCAUUAAUUUGGACAAGCAGGUCAUACCAAUACCAUCACAACCCCCAGUUGCUGAAGAAACUCAGGCACUGCUUAAUGUUAAUUCUAAUUCUGAGGUAAACAAAAAAUGUAUCAUUGAAGAGAAAACAGAUUUUUCAGCCACAUGUAGUGAUGCCAGUCAAUCCACAAGUCCACGGAAUAAAAACACCAAUAAUUUGGACAAGCAGGUCAUACCAAUACCAUUAACAGUCCCUGUUUGUAAACCACAACUUACUGAAGAAACUAAGGCACCACAUGAUGUUAACUCUAAACCUGAGGUAAACACAGAAUGUAUCAUUGAAGAAAAAACAGAUUUUUCAGCAAUGUGUGGUAAUGCCAGUCAAUCCACAAGUCCACAGAAUAAAAGCACCAUCAAUUUGGAGAGGCAGGUCAUACCAAUACCAUCAACAACUGCUGUUUGUAAACCACAACUUACUGAAGAAACUCAGGCACUAAAUGAUGUUAAUUCUAAUUCUGAGGUAAACAAAGAAUGUAUUAUUGAAGAAAAAACAGAUUUUUCAGCCACGUGUAGUGAUGCCAGUCAAUCCACAAGUCCACAGAAUAAAAACACCAUCAAUUUGGACAAGCAGGUCAUACCAAUACCAUCAACAGUCCCCGUUUGUAAACCACAGCUUACUGAAGAAACUGAGGCACUAAGUGAUGUUAAUUGUGAUUCUGAGGUAAACAAAGAAUGUAUUAUUGAAGAAAAAACAGAUUUUUCAGCCAUGUGUAGUGAUGCCAGUCAAUCCACAAGUCCACAGAAUAAAAACACCAUCAAUUUGGAGAGGCAGGUCAUACCAAUACCAUCAACAACUGCUGUUUGUAAACCACAGCUUACUGAAGAAACCCAGGCACCAAGUGAUGUUAAUUCUAAUCCUGGGGUAAACACAGAAUGUAUCAUUGAAGAAAAAACAGAUUUUUCAGCCAUGUGUGGUAAUGCCAGUCAAUCCACAAGUCCACAGAAUAAGACCACCAUCAAUUUUGAGAAGCAGGUUACACCAUCACAGCUUGCUGAAGAAACUAAAGCACUUCAUAGUUGCAAUCCUGAGGUGAACAAAGAAGGUAUUAAUAAAGAUAAAAUAGAUUUUUCAGCCAAGUGUAGUAAUGCCAGUCAAUCCACAUCUAAGCGCUACUCAAUUUGUUAUGAACAAAAAAAGAAAAAAGGCUGCAACGACUUGCUUUUGGAUCCGUUCUCACAUAAGCAGGCCAAAACCUUCACCAUUGAAAAGAAAACUCCUACAAGUAAAAAUGCAGGGACUGUUGAUCAAGUUUUAUUUAUGAAUCAGUUAGAUCUAAUCAAAACAUCUUCCACAAAACGUACGCGCGACCUUCCAAAAUACAAAACAAAAGUAAAAACUCCUCUAAGAGAAAAACUUGGUUUUCCUCCGAAAAAUUUGUUUUACUACGGGACAGGAAAACUCCCAUGUCCUGAUCUUGGGGAAGGGUGGUAUUUUGAACAAAUAGUUCGCCAGCAUGGAAAAUCAGCUGGACAGUAUGAUGUAUAUUAUUACAGCCCACAAAACGUAAGAAUCCGUUCUAAAGCAAGAUUGGCGAUGCUCGCGCCAAGCUCUGUAUCCAUUGAAGAUUUUGAUUUUAAUGCUGGGAAAAUUGUAAAACAGAAAGAACACUUGUGUAAGAAGGAAGCGCUAAUCACAGAGAAAUUAUUCCGAAGUUCUAAGAAAGUCAAUAUAAGCAACAUGAUUUCUCCUAAAGAUUCAAAGCAAGAUGAAAGUUCAACAUUGAGCAACGCACGAAAACCAGGAAGAAAGCGAAAAUUAUUUGGGAUUGAUAAAGUUCUAAAAAAACGCCGUGUCAUUUCCACUGUCCCAAGUAUCACUGACCACUCUGAACCUGUUAAACAAGCAGACCAACAUCCAAUGUCAGCAUUUGAGAUUUUCAAAGCAGAUGCCAUGAAAAGUUGUUCAGAAAUCAUUAAUUCAGUUGAAUUUCCUGAACUGCUUCGACUUUUAGCUUGGAAAAACUUGGGUGACAAAAAGCGACAAAUGUACAACAAAUCGGAAAAAGAGAGAUUUACCAUCAGCCCCUCCCAAACCAAAACUACACCAAAAUUUAUCCCAAGUCCUUCACAAGUGCCUAGAACCUUCCCACCCUUGGUUCCAUCAUCAAAGCUGCAGAAAAACACUCCAAACAGAGGGUUGUUCAGAACUAUUCGAUGUAAAACAUGUGAACCAUGUCUUAGACCCAACUGUGGGGAAUGUUAUAAUUGCAGGGACAUGCGUCAGUUUGGGGGCAGUGGUAAAAAGAAACAGAGCUGCAUACAACGUAAAUGUUUACGACCCAGCAAAAAUAUGUCGAAAAGAUAUUCCUUCACACAACAUGCGACACCUUUAGCAAUGCCAGCGCAGGAAGUUAACAGACAUCCUAUUUUUCCUGUGGAUACAACAUUGCAGCAAAUUAUUUUGCCCACGCAACCUAGCUUUUCCCAAUGUACUACGUCUACAAGUCCAUUUAAAAGACCUGGAGAAAUGAUCAGUAAUAAUUUAAACAACCCAUUUCUUCAGAAUUUUGUUACACACAACAAUAACAUGUCUAUGCCACCACAAACUUCAAAUCUCAACCCAUCUUCAUGUAAUAUUACUGGUGGUUUAAUGAAUAGUUGGAAUUCUGCCAACACAACAGCAAACUUUCCCUGUUCAUCCCAUCAACCACCUAAGACACAAAUUUUAAACAAUUUUUCGACCGUGAACAAACGUAAGCGGACACAGCUAAACCCAAGAAGAUUUUUAGAUAUAAACCAGAGUCAAGACCAACAACCUGUGCAAGCUCAUUUGAAAUCUGGUCCACCAGUUUUGACAUAAAACAACUACAAACUUUGUACAGUGACUAUUGGUGUUGGUGUUGACCAAGCUAAGCAAUCUUGCCAACCCAAGCAGAGUAUAUUGAGUAGUUGUAAACCACAGAAUAUUAUUGCCCUAGAAUAGAUUAAGCAUUCUAGAAAGUUCAUUUUAAUCUUUAGGUUGCAAUCAGUGAAUAGCUCGUUUAUUUAAAUACUUAUACUAUAAUGCAGUUUUAUUCCACACAAACUUGAUUUUAUGAAAAUUUCAUCUAUUUAUAUAUUUCUUUAUUGCUUUCGUUCUGUGUACUUCUUUAUUUAAUACAAAAUAAACAAAGAUACUGUGGUGUUCAUUA
This is a messenger RNA of Ciona intestinalis (vase tunicate), 3840 nucleotides long. The record is from RefSeq and is a predicted model, not a curated record. Lineage: Eukaryota; Metazoa; Chordata; Ascidiacea; Phlebobranchia; Cionidae.